AAGAGGAUCUAAGAAAAAUGGAGGCCGAAACACCAAACAAUAACAGUAAAAUUGAAUUGCAAAAUAUGCAAUAAAAAUCUUAUUGGUGGAAUUAAAGCUAGGAAAAACAGAAGCAUAGAAAAAGGCAAGUUGAUCUAGUUAAUGUUAUCCUCCCUACUGCUGGUGAUUUUCGUCAUUAGAUUCUGGCUAUUUUAAUAUCUUUUGUCUGGCAACACUGCAUGUGUGUGUCUAAUAUAAUAACUCCUAACCUCAAUAUAAAAUAUGUAAAAAAUUGCAGUUAGUUUAAACUGUAAAACGGAAUUAAAUUACCGUAAACCAUAAUGUAUAUGUUAUUUUUUAUUUUGUUAUGCUUAUAAUGGAUGAAGUAAAACGCAAAAGUACCAAAAUUAAACGUAAGAAACGUGAGGUGAAAAAUGCCGUUGCAUUAUAUCUUCAGCGAAGAAACUACUAUACUCUGCAAACUUUUAUGGUAACAAAAAGACAGCGGUUAACUCAUUCUUUAGUGGAAACGUCUGUGGGAAGAUCAAACUCCAUAUUAAACAUCCGCUGUGAUCCAAUAGUCAUCGACCAGAACUUUACAAAAUUCUUAUUGUGGUUAAGGGACCAAACCAAGUUUAAAAAUCGGUUUCACGAUAUCGAGUGCAUUGUGGCCCCUUUAUUUUGCCACCUGUAUAUGGAAAUUCUGCGAUACGAACAAGCAGAUAGAGCAGCUUCGUUUUUUAAGUGUCAUGUGCCCUCUAUAAAUAAAAAUAAUUGUGAUAAUACUAUAAUAGACUUAAUUUUUGCCAAUGAAACUAAAGAUAAGGACCUAUCUAAAUUUAAAGAGAGAUUUAGAAGCAGUAGAAUAGUGUUGAAGCUACAAUCCAAUUCGUUAAAGAACCUGAAGGUAUUUGUCUUAGAAAAUUGUCAUAUUGGGUUUCUUCAAGUACUACAGACUUAUUUCGAUUUUCAAGUUAAUGAUAUUACUAAGAAACAAAAACGUGUAACAAUGCCUUCAAUUGAAUACAAAAAAGACUAUAAGCAUCAAAAGUUUUUAAAUUGUUUGAGGGAAUUGAAACGUGAAGAGACUGCAAUUUUUAAUAUAAAUAUAACAAAUAACAAACAUUUAGUGUCCUGUGGGUUAUUAAAAAGACAGUGUGGUUUACUGGUAUUUGCACAACACAAUGUACUUUAUUUAAUGCCUGUACAUCCUUUGAACUCUUUAUACAAUAUAAAUCACAAUGCCUACAUGAAAUUUGUACACCAUUCAAACCAUAUUUAUAGUGUUGAUUUAUCACCUGAUAAUCAAAUGCUAGUUUCAGGUUCUGCAGAUGGAACAUUAUGUAUUUAUAGUUUAGAAACUUUGACUUUAUUAAAAAAAUGUACUGGUCAUUUAGGUGCUGUUUACUAUGUUAAAAUUAGUGGAAAUGGGGCUUAUGUAGCCACUGGAUCAAUGGAUGGUACAGCAAGACUGUGGGAAAUAAAAAAAGGAAAAAUACUCAGGAUAUUCUGUGGACAUUCACAAGCAGUAACAUGUGUAGAAUUUCAUCCUAAUUGUCUAUAUUUAGCAACAGGAUCUGCAGAUAGAAAUAUUAGAUUGUGGUGUAUAAAUAAGGCUAGCUCUCUAAGGCUCUUGCAUGCAAGUAAGGGUAUGGUGUACAGCUUAGCAUUCAGUCCAUGUGGCAAACUACUAGCUAGUGCUAGUGAAGACAAGUCUAUCAGAGUGUGGGACCUGUUGACGUCCAAAGUUGUUAUUGAAUUAAAGUGUAAGGAUGCUCCAAUAUUAAAAGUGAUUUGGAAGUCUGAUGGAAGUGAAAUAUGUGCGGGAACUAUAGAUGGAGUGAUAAGGAUAUGGAAUAUUAGUAGGACUCAUGAUAAUGGCGAAAAUAAUAAAUACAUUGAUCCCAUCACCACACAUUUUCUUAAUGGCAAAUUAUUGAGUAUUGAUUAUGCUUUUAGUACAUAUGGCACUUUAACUGUGUGAUACAUGAUAAUUUGUUAAUUUAUUUUAUGUAUUAUAAAUUAUUUUUGUGUUUGUAUGUAUGUAUAGGGUCGUUGAGUCACUAGUUUUCAUAAUUGAAUAUAUUUUGUUGGAAUGUAGAGAAUAUUAAAUAAAAUAAAU
This is a messenger RNA of Psylliodes chrysocephalus, 2101 nucleotides long. NCBI's taxonomy places the organism in Eukaryota, Metazoa, Arthropoda, Insecta, Coleoptera, Chrysomelidae. The record is from the annotation of a GenBank genome assembly.